CUCAAUUAAACGCAUUCAGUCCAUGACACAUGGCUCACACAAACACUCCCAACACAAUUGGCAGCCACCACCUCUCACCCCACCACCGUCCCCCUGUCGAUGACGUCGCUCUCGAGACCGAAUAGCCGUAGCACACGGCGGGCGGCACCAGCCGACACAGUGUAGCGGUCGGCGAGAGGCUGAGACCGAUCAGCCACGGGUGCCUCGGUCUUGAACAGCUGGAUGUCGCCGUAGCGCAUCCACAGGGCUGCAGCGACGGUGUGGCCAGGGCGGAAGCCGCUCACAAUCACACGACGAUGGUCACUGACCUGGGCGGCAGCAUUCAGAUCGCCCCCAUCGUAGCGCCAGUCGACAGCGAUGCCCAAACCCUCUAUGAUUGCAUCGGUCACCAGCCGGCGAUAGCGAGGGUCGUCACUGCCGAUGUGUGCCCACAGCACCCUCAUUUCGCCCACUCCAUCCGACCACCAGAAAAGCACCGCGUACAGCAGGAAUGCCGAGAAUGAGUGGUAGAGCCUGCCGCCCCGUCGGAUGACGGGGUCAGUCCGCUUAUAGCCCUCAGCGUACCGAUGGGCGGCCGGCAGCUCACCCAACGCCACCACACCAAACGUUACACCGCCGAUCCGAUAGCUUCUGUCGUUAUCGGCUGGCUGCAGCGCCAGGCUGGUCCCUCUGUGUGUCAGCUGCUGGCCGAUGAUCUUGUAGAUGGCCAUGGCGAGUGGCAUUUGGUGGAAGGCCGUGGCUGUGGGCAGCGAGUCAGCCGACAGGCGGAGAGGCCGCGUCGCAUCAGCAGGGGUGAGUCCACAGAUGAAGGCCAGCCGAAGGAACCGCCCCAUCGCCCGCCACUCCUCGCCACUGCCCCGCUCCAGCACAUAGACCACCUUCAAGCCGGCCUCCACAUCACCGCCAAUGUCGAAGGCCAACACGUCCACCAGGCCCAGACGAGUGAUGGCCUUGUGGAUGUGCUGCUGGAGGGCGUUGAGCACGGUGCUGUUGACGGUCUCCGCAGUGUGGCCCAGCAGCUCCUGUUGCCGAGUGCGGGUGGCGAGCUGCGAGCGGAGAGCGGCUCGUUUGGCAUCGUCAGUCGCCAUGGCCAUGGCGGCCAUCUUGCUGAUGGGCAGUGACAGGUCAAAGAGGUCGGCGGGCUGGAAGAGGGCAGGGCUCGGGGGACGGGACGAGGGCGCCGCACCAGUGGGCUGCAUCGUCAGUGUCCUGAGGUCUCAUCGAAGCGUCACUCAAGACACGGAAAAAUAGCAGUGUGUGUGAAUUUUGACGCCUUCCCUGCCUCUCUGACUGUCCUCUCACCUUCAUGACUGUCCUUUGCGAUUGAG
Molecule: messenger RNA, 1328 nt
Organism: Vitrella brassicaformis
Lineage: Eukaryota; Vitrellaceae
Source: the annotation of a GenBank genome assembly